Messenger RNA from Mauremys mutica (yellowpond turtle), 3475 nucleotides. RefSeq names its product protein mono-ADP-ribosyltransferase TIPARP-like. The transcript has 6 exons. Bases 27 to 1433 code for a protein of 468 amino acids. NCBI's taxonomy places the organism in Eukaryota, Metazoa, Chordata, Testudines, Geoemydidae. The record is from RefSeq and is a predicted model, not a curated record. Gene Ontology annotation, molecular function: metal ion binding; NAD+ poly-ADP-ribosyltransferase activity.
CGCCCCGCCCCGCGGGCCUGAUCAAGAUGGCAGAGAAGCCCAAGCGCCCGCAUCUGGGAUUGGCCCAGUACCCCCUGCUGCUCACGCUGGAGCCUGAGGGGCAUGGCCUGGGCGGGCAGGUCCUGGAGUUGGCUGGCCCAGAGGAGGUCCACGUCCACCAGAGAGACGGCAUCCUGAUCUGCGACGACUUCCUGCUGGGGCAGUGUCUGGAGGGGGAGCGCUGCCUGCGCCACCACACCCCCAACCCCUUCCACUGGCAGAUGCGGCGCAAGGCAGACGGGGUGUGGCUGAGCGUUGGCACGUUGGCCCAACAGCACCUGGAGAACCUCUACUGCAGCACCAGCCGCCACGACGUGCAGCUCGUCGACAAGGCCGGCUCAUCCUGGACCCUCAACCUGAACUCCAUGGACCUGAAGCCCAGCCAGCUCUAUGACCGCGUCCGGCGCCUCUCCAACAGCAGCGACCCCAGCCGCAACCCCUACUUCCCCAUGGAGUGGCAGGUGUACUGGGAGGAGUGCGGCGAGUGGCUCGCGUACGAGGAGCCGGUGCGGUGGGAGCUGCUGGCGGCCUUCGAGAAGGGCAUGUGGAACCACGCCUUCAACCUGCGUGGCCAACUGUACAACGUGGACCUGAAAACACUGACCCAGCGCAAUGUGCAUACGGGCUUCACCCGGCGCAUCCUGCACUGCCCAGUCUUCCGCCCACCCUGGCGCCUGGCGCCCCACCUGCGGACAGGACCGGGCGCCACCCUCUCUUCCCCCGGCACCGUCCCUGGGGAGGACCCCCAAGACACCUACUGUGGCCCAUACCCUGCGUCCUGGGUCCCCGAGGCCCCAGUGGGCACCACGUACACGCUGGCAGAAGUGGCGCCAGCAGAGCGGGCCUAUGAGACCACAUGCACGCUGUUCCACAAAAGCCUGGCAGAGGACAAGGCGCUAGUGCUGGCCGUCUACCGGGUCCGGAACGACUACCUGUGGCAGAAAUACUGUGGGCAGAAAAAGUUCAUGGCCCAGAGCCGUCCCCGUGCGGCGCGGCGCUGCCUGGAAAGACACCUCUUCCACGGCACCAGGGCCAGCAAAGUGCAGCCCAUCUGCGAGAUGAACUUUGACCCACGGGUGUCAGGGGAGAACGGCGAGGCUUACGGGCAGGGCAGCUACUUCGCGGUCGACGCCUCCUACUCCCACACUUACGCCAAGGUGGACGAGGCCAGCCUGUGCCACAUGUUCCUGGUCAAGGUGCUGGUGGGGCGCUCGGUGCGGGGCAAUCCCGUGUUCCGGCGCCCCCCACUGGCACACGACGGCCGCCUCUACGACUCCUGCACGGACCAGGCUAAGAAGCCGCAGAUCUUCGUCAUCUUUGACAGCUGCCAGUGCUACCCCUACUUCCUGAUCCGCUACAAGCUGCUCUCCGAGCCCGUGGCCGUGGACUCAUGACGGGGGAGCGCUGGGGGUCAGAGCUGGCGAUUGGCUCCAGAGGCCUGAUGCAGACCUGCCAUCAGAUCCUGCUGCCCAGAAAGGCUCGGCCUGCGCCCCCCGCGCCAGAGAGGGGGAGAAGGUUGCUGAAGAGCCAUCGUCCAAGGUCACUCCUGUCCUGCACCCCCCCCAGGCCCUGCCGACUCCCCAAAUCCCUGUGCCCCAUGGCCACCGGGGUCCUUCCCAGCCAGGUCUGUUCUUGCCAGCUCCAGAGAAAGGGGAGAUUUACCCUGAUCCAGCAUGGGGCUCCCGGCACUGCACUGCCCUCAGUCUGGAACCGAGGGGUUGUGUGAUGAUGUGGGGGAUCUGUCACAGACUCCAGGCGUCAGCCGCCCACUGCCCCCUGUCACUGCUGGGCUGAGGAGCUCCAAUCCAUGGGCUGGUGUCAGUCUGGUACCUCCUGUGAAGCUGGCCCAGCCCCCACCCUCCCAGCCAGCUCCCCCCACAAGCUGGGGCAGCAGCCAUGCCUCUGCUAGAUUCCUGGGGGAAGUAAGUGCCGCUUCCAGGCUCAUCUCUGGGGUCCUCUGCUAUCAGGGGGAUGGGCCCAGGGCCAAGCUGUCCCCCUACCCCCAGGCCCAGGCAGCUGGGGUGUUGCUGCUUCCUGCCUAAGCCCUGCAGCAAAGCCCGCCCCCAUCCCCACGGUCCAGAUCAUCCCCCCCCCCCCCUCCCCCGAGCGACAGGUGCUGGUCCCCUGGUCCUGGUGUGUCGAUGGGAGGGGAGGAUUCAGGGCUGCAUCACUGGGGGCAGGAGGAACAGCAUAGCUGGGGGGAGCCCCUUUCCCAGCACCACCUCCAUCUCCUGAGCAUCAGUCAGGGGGGUUGCCAGAGGGGCACGGGGGGUCCUGGGUGAGGGUGAUGGGCCCAGAGGAGGAAGUGGGGAGCUGGAGGUUUGACAGCAGCUGCCCCAGGUUGGGUGACUGGAGCUGCCGGGGUCUGGAGCCUGGCUCGCCCACAGAGAGACUGGCCACAGCCCCCAAACCCUGCAAUCAGCGCGAAGCAGGCCCCCCUCCCCAGCUGGCAGCCUUGGGGGGUGUGGGGGUGAACAGCCCCAGAGACUGAGCCCUGCGGGGCGGGGGGGCCCCUCAGGUGGCAGCUCUGCCCCCCUGUUACCAGCUUCGGGGUAGGCUCAUUUAUUAGGGUUACUCUUCUGGGGGUGGGGUUCUGUACUUCCAUCAAUGUCCUGCUUGUGUCACUUGUGUUCUCACACAGAACUUCUCUCUGCUGCACGUUCCCUCCCCAUGGAGCUAUUCUGCAGGACCUAGAUUCUUCCAGCCCCAGAAUCAGAUGAACACACACACACAUGAACAGAGAACAUCUGAGAGGACUGGGUCAGUCAGCACUCCCAAGCUGACUCCUUGUAUGUCCCUAGACUCAGUAGGCUGGCUCGAGCAGCGCUCCCAAGCUGGCACCCUCAUACGCCCUUGGACUCAACAGGUUGGGUCAAACAGCACCUCCAAGCUGUCACCCUCGUAUGCCAUGGGCACUGCACCGGACUAGAGUACGCCUGAGCAGGCGGGGCUGAGCCGCACUUUCAAUCUGCAACCCUCAUAUGGCAGGUUUUUUGGCAGGUUUUCAGACACAUUAUUAAGGGCACAAGAGCAAACUAUCCCACUGCGUAGGAAAGCUAGGAAGUCUGGCAAGAGACCACCCUGGAGUAACCAAGAGAUCUUCAAAUGAUCUCAAACUCAAAAAAGUGGAAACUCGGUCAAAUUACAAAGGAUGAAUAUAAACAAAUAUCACAAGUAUGUAGGGACAAAAUUAGAAAAGCCAAGGCACAAAAUGAGAUCAAACUAGCUAGUGACAUAAAAGGAAACAAGAAAACAUUCUACAAAUGCAUUAGAAGCAAGAGGAAGACCAAGGACAGAGGAGGUCCAUCACUCAGUGAGAGGGGAAAGACAAUAACAGAAAAUGUGGAAAUGGCAGAGGUGCUUCUUUUUUUCGGUUUUCACCAAGAAGGUUGGUGGCGAUUGGACGUCUAACAUAGAGACUGAUCCUACCUCAUUU